Messenger RNA from Chironomus riparius, 2949 nucleotides. The record is from the annotation of a GenBank genome assembly. Lineage: Eukaryota; Metazoa; Arthropoda; Insecta; Diptera; Chironomidae.
UUCUUUAGAAUUAUUUUACAAGCUCGAUCUGGCUCGAUCAUUCAGUUCUUUUGUGAAUUUUGAAGUCGUUGGUUGGAUAUAAAAUUUGUAAAAGAUUUUUUGCAAACGAUCAUUGAAUUAAGAAACUUAACUAGAUUGCAUUUAAUAAAUUGAUGCUACAAAACAUAGUGAAUUAUAAUUUAGAGAAACAAUAAAUGUUUAAGAGACUUUUUAAAAAUCUUAAGGUUUAACUGAUAAGAAACAUGAGCUCACAUUAUGAACGUGGACAACAUAGAGGUGAAGAAAGAGGUAGAGAUUAUGAAAAGAACAGAGAUAGUUUUAGAGGCAGGGAUGGCUUUAGGGGCAGAGAUCGAGGGUUUGGUGAUCGUGAUGCAAGUAAUAAAAGACCACGUGAUGAUUCUGUUGGAUCUGAUAGAAUAGGAAAGUUUUCAAGAGGUCGUGGUAGGGGUAGAGGUGGUCGAGGAGGCAGAGGUGGUUUUAAACGUAUGGAAAAACCCGAAAAACCUGAAUUUUUUGACUCUCCAGUAACAAGACCAGACAAUUUGGUCAAAAAAGGAGAAACUGAAAGAAAUGAUGAAGUCGUUAAGCUUUGUGCUAAUUAUUUCAAAGUUUCAUCAAUGAACCCAGUUGCAAUGAAAAUGUACAGCGUUGAUUUUGAGCCUCCAAUGUUUAAUCCCAAGUUCUGCAAAAUUCUUGUCAACAACUUGAAGGAUGAACUUGGAGUUCAUGUCUUUGAUGAUAAAAACUCAAUUUACUUACUGAAUGAGCCAAGUCAAUCUUCAUUUCGCACAGCUUUACGGGACGGAAGUGAAUUUACACUGAGAUUUACUUUUCGUCGAAAAAUUGAAUACAAUGAAGCAACUUACUUCCAAAUAAUGAAUCUAGUGAUCAGAAAAUCCUUACAAGAUAUGAAUUUGGAAUUAAUUGGAAGAAAUUAUUUUGAUCCAAAAGCAAGCAUGACAAUUCAUGGUGCAAAGCUUCAAAUUUGGCCAGGUUUUGCUACCGCAAUUCGACAAUUUGAGAAAAGUCUUCUUUUAUGCUGUGAUUUUACUCACAAAGUAAUAAGGGAAGAAACUGUAUUGAGCAUAUUAAAAGACUGCCAACAAGCUUCAAGAGAUGAUAGAGAAUAUCAAAUGAUGGCUAAAAAGCGCAUAGUUGGGAUGACAGUCAUUUCUGCAUAUAAUAAUAAGAAUUAUAGAAUUGAUGAUAUUGACUUCAGAAAGUCACCGCAAGAUACUUUUGAAAUAAAUGGCAAAACUAAGUCAUUUGUAGAAUAUUUUUCUGAAAGAUACAAUAUUAAAAUCCGUGAUUAUCGUCAGCCAAUGCUGAUUUCUAAGCCAAAAGCAAGGGAUCGUCGUGGAGGAAGAAACCUUGCAGUUUCAUUGAUCCCUGAAUUGAGUAGCCCUGUUGGAGUGACUGAUGAAAUGAGAAAUGAUUUCGGAAAAAUGAGAGAUUUGGCAGAUAAGACACGAAUGACACCACAACAACGUGUCGAACGUUUGUUUAAUUUUAAUAAAAGAUUGAAAAGUGAUGGUGCUCAGUCAUUAGAUUCAAAUCAAUUAAGUGUUGAUGAUCGUCUUGUCGAAUUCGAUGGUCGCAAGUUACCAGAACAGAAAAUUAUUUUUGGAAGAACCGAUGCUGGAGAUGUUAAAGUUGUGGAUCUCAAAAGAUCAGAAAAUAUCGGUGAAUGGACAUCAAACUUAAAAGAUGUUGUAAUGUUUAAAGCAAUGAGUGUUGAGCGAUGGAUUUUCAUGUUCCCACAAUCAUUGGAAAAACAAUCUGAGGCUUUUUUGGAGAAAUUCAUGAAAGCUGGUGGAAAACUUGGCAUGCAAAUUUCGAAACCUAAGAAAGUUCUUCUGCCUAAUGAUAGACCUGACGCUUACGUUGACAAAAUCCAAACUUAUUUGGAAAGAGAUUGUGGAUUUUUAUUGAUUGUUGUCCCAAACAUAAGAGCUGAACGUUAUCGCAUGAUUAAACAAACGAGCUUAAACUCAAGAUUUAAACCAACUCCAACACAAGUUAUUACAUUAAAAGUUAUGGAUUCAAAGGCUGGAUUAUCUGUUGCAACGAAUGUUGCCAUUCAAGUCAACUGUAAGUUAGGCGGAAUUCCAUGGAGCAUCGAUAUUCCAAUCAGUGGAUUAUUAACUAUUGGAUUUAGUAUCACAAAUGAUACUCAAGAUAAGAAAUUAGCUUAUGGAGCUAUGGUUGCAUCCAUGAAUCCUGGGAAGUCAAAUGGAACCUUCUUCUCUUGUGUCAAUAUGCAUUCUAAAGGUUCCAAUUGUUCUGAUUAUUUUGGUGUAAAUAUCAUAAAAAUGAUCAUGAGAUACAAGAAUACAUAUCAAGCACUUCCAGAACGAGUCAUAAUAUACAGAGAUGGAGUCGGUGAAGGUCAAAUUCAAUAUGUUGUUGGUCAAGAAUUAAAUGAUGUCAACUCGAAACUUGAUAUGAUAUACUCCAAAUGUGGAUCUAAGCCUCAAGUUGCAUUCAUAAUUAUUAAUAAAAGAAUCAACACAAGAAUUUUCUCAAAACAAAGAGAUUCUUAUGACAACCCAUUGCCAGGAACAGUCGUAGAUGAUGUCAUUACACUUCCAGAGAGAUAUGACUUUUAUCUAAUUUCUCAAAGUGUAAAACAAGGAACAGUUGCACCUACUUCAUACAACAUCAUUUAUGAUACAAGUUGUCUUAAGCCAAAGGAAAUGCAAUUGCUUUCCUACAAAUUGUGUCAUUUGUACUAUAACUGGAGUGGGACAACUCGUGUUCCAUCCGUGGUUCAAUACGCUCAAAAACUUGCAUUCCUGUUUGGACAGCAUCUUCAUUUAAAUGAAAGCACUACAUUCGAAAAAAUGGACAAUCAUAGACAACUUUACUUUUUGUAAGAAUUGACGGUUGAUUUUUAAUUACAUGCUUUAUAAUCAUGUGUUGCAUAAAAGUUGACAAAUAUUAAUAAAG